This is a messenger RNA of Nicotiana attenuata, 1144 nucleotides long. RefSeq lists its product as uncharacterized. The record is from RefSeq and is a predicted model, not a curated record. Gene Ontology annotation, cellular component: chloroplast. Lineage: Eukaryota; Viridiplantae; Streptophyta; Magnoliopsida; Solanales; Solanaceae. The transcript is spliced from 10 exons. The coding region runs from base 68 to 1036 and encodes 322 amino acids.
AAAAUCAGUUAAUUUUCUAGGAAAAGAGGUAGCUGAUUGAUAACAGAAACCAACCGUUUGGAGUUCUAUGGCCAGUUCAGCUUUAUCUCUUUCUGUGCAUCAACCCAAUUCCCAAUUCUUCUCUCCAUGUCUACGAUGCUGCAAAAUUUGGAAAAACAGUCCCUCUUCUUUCUCUUUCUCAGAUGGCGAUUAUAAGCGUUCUGUCACUUGCUUUUCUUCCAAGAAAAAAAUAGGUUUUAUGGACCAAAUUCUUGAUUACAUUGAAGGGGGUCCGAAGUUGAGGAAAUGGUAUGGGGCACCUGACCUCCUUCCAAAAGAUGGAUCGACUUCUGAAGAAAAUGAGUCUACUGAAGAAGAUGAAGUCAGGGAUGCAGUUUUAGUUACCGAUGGAGAUAAUGAGAUUGGUCAGAUGGUUAUAUUGGCUUUGAUAAUCAAAAGAACUCGGAUCAAAGCUCUGGUAAAGGAUAAGCGGGUUGCCAUGGAAGCUUUUGGUACUUAUGUUGAGCCAAUAGCAGGUGAUGCAAAAGACAGGUCAUUGCUAAAGAAGGCUCUAAGGGGUGUUCGUGCUGUGAUAUGCCCAAAUAUCUAUGUGUCCACUCGCAUAUGCUUCUGGUGUUGGAUUUAUCUUGAAGGUUUUAUAUCAAAUAUAGAGAGUUGGAAAGGUUUACAACAUGUGAUCCUGUUAUCACAGCUAUCUGUUUAUAGAGGUUCUAGUGGAGUUCAAGCAAUUGUUACUGCCAAUGCAAGGAAACUGGCAGAACAAGAUGAAUCACUGGUUAUGGCUUCGGGAGUCCCUUACACCAUUAUUAGAGCGGGCUUAUUAGUAAAUGCACCGGGUGGAAAUCAAGGUUUUAACUUUAAAGAGGGCUGUGCAUCACAAGGAAAGCUGAGCAAGGAGGAUGCUGCUUUCAUCUGUGUAGAGGCCCUUGACACUGUGCCGCAGAAAGGACUGACAUUUGAGGUGAUCAAUGGUGAGGACAAGGUCAUGGAUUGGAAAGAGUGCUUUGCAACCUUGAUAGAGAAAUCGGAGCUGUAGUUUGUUUGGAUCCAAAAUUGGUACAUUCUUUUUUCUUAAUUACAAUCUACACAUCAUCAUGUUUGAGAGAAUUCAUCAUAAUAUAAUGAAGUUGAAAUUUUCAAUUCA